AUGAAUCCUCUCAUUGCUUCUCUUCUUCUUCUUCUUGCCGUUUUCUCCUAUUCUCACUCUUCUUCUCUACAAGAGGCACUCGUUCUUGCUGGAAAUGAUUAUGAGCACAAUCUGAGCUUUGACGAAGCCAAAAACUCGGAAGGCAUCAAGAGACUUUUGGAUUCCGAGCAAGCAGCCCAGAAGUGGCAGUUCUUCUACUUUUGCGAGACUGGAAAGAACAAUAAGACGUGCGGAUCUUGGGUUGACGAGGUAGAUGACCUUCACUCUUUUGUACUCUGAAGUUUAUGUGCUUUCAGAAGGGCAACAAGAUCAAGGGAGCCGGCAUCAGCGUUAAAAGAACCACGGACGGAGCCCUCCUCUCGAAGCUGUCGGUCAAGGACGCCGGAAGUUACACGCGAGUUCCGGAGAACAAGGAUGCGAAUCAGGCAUAUCUGGAAAGAGUUCACGUGAAUGUGCAGUCUCUACCACCACCACCACCCAAGUAUUGA
Molecule: messenger RNA, 488 nt
Organism: Caenorhabditis sp. 36 PRJEB53466
Lineage: Eukaryota; Metazoa; Nematoda; Chromadorea; Rhabditida; Rhabditidae
Source: the annotation of a GenBank genome assembly